Molecule: messenger RNA, 8371 nt
Organism: Myripristis murdjan (pinecone soldierfish)
Lineage: Eukaryota; Metazoa; Chordata; Actinopteri; Holocentriformes; Holocentridae
Gene: rbm14b
Product: RNA binding motif protein 14b
Exons: 4
Coding region: 105-1859 (584 amino acids)
Cellular component (GO): nucleus
Molecular function (GO): mRNA binding; zinc ion binding
Source: RefSeq, a predicted model, not a curated record
CCCCCUCCUCCUCCUCCCCUCUGCAGCCUCUCCAGCAGAAUGCCCGACAUUCUAACAAACGGAAGCAGGCGCUACCAUUUUGAAAUACAGCACCGCUUAGCGCCAUGGACAAGAGCCACACAGUGAAGCUCUUUGUGGGGAACUUGGCGUUGGACACCACCCAGGAGGAGCUGUCGGCCAUCUUUGAGUCUUAUGGCCAAGUGGUGAGCUGCAGUGUGCUGCGACAGUUUGCCUUCGUCCACCUGCAGGGCGAGGGAGCCGCCGAGCGUGCCAUCAGGGAGCUCAAUGGAAGAGAGUUUCGUGGACGCAAUUUGGUGGUGGAAGAGUCACGGGGCAGGCCGCUGCACUCCACCAAGGUGUUCGUAGGUAAUCUGAGUGGGAUGUGCACCACUGAAGACCUACAGGAGCUGUUCCAGACAUUUGGGAAAGUCCUGGAGUGUGACAAAGUCAAAGCCAGGCAUUCCUCUUCUGCAGGCUAUGCCUUUGUCCACAUGGAAAACAAGGAGGACGCGCUCCAGGCCAUCGAGGCCCUCCACGGUACCUCCUUCAAGGGCCGCCCCCUCUCUGUGGAGCUGUCCAAGGUCCAGCCCAGCAAGCAGACGCCCACGGGGAAAAUCCCCUGUGUGAGUUGUGGGAAGCAGGGUCACUAUGCUGGAGAGUGCCCUGUGGGCAAGCCCUCCCUGGAGCAGUACCAGAGCCAGGCGGCUGUUCUGGCUGCCGCCGCUGCUGCAGCCGCCGGUUUGCCACUUCAGGUCCAACAGAGUGUGCACAAUUCAGUCUACAACACCUCCACGUUUGAUCCCACCUAUGCAGCUCUCACUGGGCUUACCACUGGCACACGCACGGAUGGGAACCCAGUGAACCCGGCUGUUUAUGGUGCCCUCGCCAGCCAGGUGUAUGGUGCUAAUGUUGCCAGUCAGCUCUAUGGAACAGUGGCCAAUCAAGCGGCUCUGACAUCAGGUGCCACACAGGUGUACAGCUCAGUUACCCCUAACAUCUAUGGCCAGGUUGCCGCUUCUCCUGCUGCGGCAGCGGCUGCUGCAGCAGCCGCUGCCUACACCACUCCAGUUUACACCCCAGCUGUGGCCAACCACCCAGUCUACUUGGCUGCCGCUCCUGGAAUAGAGAUGCCAACAGCAGCAGCAGCAGUCAACCCAGCCUACACUGUAGCUCCAGCAAUAUACGGUGCGGCCACGCCAGCGUACGCCCAUAUAAGCGCCAUGGGAGCAGCGGCAGCAAUGGGAGCAGCGGACCCUACAACAGCCAUCUUUGAGGCAGCCAGGCAGGCACAUUAUUUUGCCCAGGGCCAGCAGGUUCUGGCCGAGCAGCAGACGGUAGCUGCUGCAGCAGCAGCAGCUGUGGCAAAAUCAGGCGAGCGAGACCGGAGUCCACUUCGGAGGUCGGCACCACUGUUACCCGACCCAGUAAUGAAGCCUUUCAUGUACCAGAGAGCCAAGCCGCGCCGGCCCCUACUCCCCACGCCGGCUGGCCGAGCAGCAGAAGAGGCAGUGGAGGCUGCAGAGGAUCCCAUGGCCAGGUACUAUGCGGAGUACUACCAGCAGCUGCAACAGUACCCUCAGUUCCAGUAUGCCUACCCGCCCCCCAGCACAGUGACAGCCCUCCCUGGCAUGCCGGGAGUGCAGGCUGUGCCAGCUGUGCCAGCCGUACCCACGAUGUCUGCCCAGCCGGUAGCCACGCUGGAUGCCCUCAGGCCAGUGGUCCCCGCAGCUGCGGCAGUGGCAGCCGCCAUGGCCGCGCCCAGGGUGUAUGAGCCGCCGUUGCCGCCGCCCACGCGCAAGGAGGCCAUCCUCCGCCGCCCCGAACUCUCCCUUCACACGCCUGAGCCCCCCUUCCGAUAGUCACACACAACUCUUUGCCCCCCCACCCUCGCUACCCCCCAUUCCCGACCCAUCACCUCUUCCUCACCAAACUCCCAAUCUUGACCACCUUACAGCAGCUGUGUGUGUUUGUGUGGGUGUGUAUGGGUGUAAGUGGUAGGGUGGGUAGGGCUUCUAGGUGUGCGGGGCGGGGUUUUCAUUGUGGGCUUCUUGGUUUAACCAGCUUUAGGAGGGACUUAAUCAACUAACCUUGGUCCUGACUGCUCACACACAGUGCAGCCAAGAAGGGUACAGUUUGUUCUCAUCUGUUGUAUGGGCAUUCUCAGUGCUUCUCAGUUUUACUUUUUAUCGUGCCAGUCCACUCUCACACUUGUGCCAGUAUUUGACUGAGCAGAUCAGUCAUUUCAUAUGCCUUUAUUUCCAUAAACCAGUCAUGAUUUUCUAAGGCCAAAUCUAUGAUACCAGAAUCAUUGGUUUUCAAACCUGUCAGCCAUUCUCCUUAGGCCUAGAUGGUAAGUUAGGGCAGCUAAUUUGAAACCUUUUUUGCCUUAUGUUGAAAUGUUUAGAUUUGUGAUGUGUUUACCUAUGAGAUGGGAAGUCAGAUAAGCAUAUGUUUUGUACCAGCUGCAUUGCACCGUGUCCAGCAGAACCAAGGUUGAUGGGUGGGGUGGGAUAGGGGUAUGGUGGGGUCUGUCUUGAAUGUGAUGUGACUGUAGUAUGAGUGUGUGUGAAUGAGGGAGAGACAGAGCGAUGUGCGGGCUCCUAAGCUGUGAUGACCUUGCAGCACACAAACGCAGCAGCUAUGACUGCGCCUUGCAGAAACAAACCGUAAAGCACACAUAUGCGUACUGUAAUGUAUGUUUGGAUUUCUCUUUGACCCCUUUCUCCAAAUCCCUUCCUUGCCUCCACUGUAACCAAGACACAGAAAGACACUGCUCCAACUCUCUCUAUCUCUCUCUUUAACUACAGCUGCCUACCUCUGACAGUGAAUUUCAGUGGAGAUAAAUAGGCUUUCUUCUAUUCUAUUCUGCUCUAUUCUAUUCCAUUCUAUUCUGUUCUGUUCUAUUCUAUUCUAUUCUGUGUAAGUUAAUGCUUUAGUAAGCUUUCACCCAGUCAGCUAUUUAUCUUCUGCUUCUCGUAAAGGUUCGGUGUCAGCAGUUCAGAAAGGGAGGAGACACAUUUCGGUGACAUUCAUUUGUGUGUGUGUGAGAUAUAUAUAUAUAUCUAUAUCUAUAUAUCUAUAUCUAUAUAUAUCUACAUAUAUAUAUAUAUAUAUAUAUAUAUAGAUAUAUAUAAAUAUAUAUAUAUUAGUUCUACUGUAUGUUCAGAGGCCUUUUUACAUUGUGUGUUUUGUUUGUUUUAGUGUAGUUUCUAUGUAAUCCAAGUCAACCUGGGGUGCAAUGAAUUAUAAAUGGAAAACCCCUCGUGUGAUGACUGAAUGAGCUGUUUACAAAAAAUCGUGCUACUUUAGACUGCAUCCUAUUUAGAAUCAUGACAAUAUGUGAUGAGCUCAACUAUGUGCCUAUAAGCUUUGAGUGAAGUGCAUUUAGUGGAGGGAUCUCCCAUUUUUUUAAGUGCUUUUUACAGAUUUCUUUUUAAUCAUGUUGGGCUUGGCCCUCUAGAGAGCCUAUGAACAAAGCACAGCGGAGCUUUCUCAUGGACCCGCUCUCCUGUAUAGGACUAGUUUAACAUCAUAGGGUUUCAAAGCCACAAAGUGGGCCUUGCCUGCCUCACAAUUUCUUGAUUAGCCACUGGUUAAAGCAGAAAGCUAACAGCGAUAGUACCAAUGAAGUGAGAGAUGGGGCAGUGUCUUUGAGUUACCCCAACAAUCUUCCUCUUCUAUUUACCAGACCUGCUUCAAAUAGUAAUUGCAAAAAAAUCUUAGCAUUUGUUUCAACCCAGCUGCAGAAUCAGACGGGUGGGAUUUACUGCAUUGGGAUACUUCAAAUAAUGUCACAAAAGCUGUCAAUCAUGGAGAAAUAUACUAAAGUGACCUUUCAUUUUAUUAUAUUGUGUGGCAAACCCCACCAAUCUGGUACUCCAAGCUCUUUGAAACAAUUGCUCAGAGUUAUUUGCAAAAACUAUUUGACCACGGUCUGAUGCACACACAGACACACCUUCUUAAAUCACCUUACUGCCUCGCUGUUUUCCCUUUCCCCUCUUCCCCUGUGGUUUUUAGUGGUUAAGUGACUUUUGCAUCUCACAAUGUAAUCUUUCUGUGUCGUAUAUACGCAUACACAUACCAGUUGCAUCCUUUGUAGAAUUAUGUGGUUGCGAAAUGUCUUGUUUGCCAUGUCUGAGACCGUAUUUUUUAGAGAAGUAUUUUAAUUUUGCCUUUUUUUAAAAAAAAAAAAGACAAAAGAAAAGUAAAAAAAACAGCAUGCUUUUUAUUGAGAAUAUGUAUACUAUAUACACCAUUAUAAUAAAGAAUGUUUGGCUGACUACUGUGGUAAACGAAAGCACAAGGGUUUGGACAUUUCCCCUUCUUCUUGUUUACGCUUCUCUUCUCCACUUCCUGUUUCUCUUGUGUAAAAUGACCACCAGACCCUUUUGACUGGGGACCCAAGGGGAGACAGGUGUACAUGCUGCCCCAGCUUUGCUCUCUUUGGUCAGGGUAAGUCUGGGUUGGUGCUCCUUUCUCUCUCCAGCCUCUCGAACUGUGUGCAGACCCUCUCUAUUGCAAAGCCACAAUGCAAACCCUCACUGGUUCAACCAAGCAAAAUCUGCAUGGUCUUCCAGCAGCUUCAUUCUGGUAAUCUUUGCUCCACUGAGUCAUGCUAUCUUUAAAACGGCCAUAAAAGGGCCUAUUUAAAAGAGUGGGGUUCAGCUAAUCAAGAAAAUGUGUUUUAGCAUUUAAUUCUGGAAAACGAGACCAAAAAGUUGUGUGCAUCAUAAAGAUAAAUACUGACAUACAUUUAUUGGAGUGUAGUCCCUCCAUAAGGAUAACACUGAUUAAUCUGACAGCAGUGGCCUUUUUACAAAUUGGCCAAAUGAGGCAAGAAGCUGAUAUUUUUUACACAGGGAGGGCACCACACUCACAAACACCUGCACACACGCAGUGACAUUGUGCUGAGAGCUGGGGAGAGGCACACAGAUAGAAUGGCCUGGUUGCAUUUUGAUCUGUGGGGCAGUUCUGUGGCCGGUGGGUUGAGGGUUGUGCGUCUGGUCUGGUCUCUCCUUACUCCACCAAAAACCUCCCCGUGUGUCUCUGUGUCCACUCUACUCUAGACCUGCAUGUGUUAAUAUCUGUACUCUGCCGCCAAAAGCCCGUUGACAGUCCAGCUCUGACUAACUAUCUCAACUGAAUUAGGUCACCGUGCCAUCUGGAACGGCCACUGUGCAUCCGCGUGUGAGGGGGAAGGACAUUUAGCGUGACGCCAGUGCAGUGGGAACUUGUUCUCUCUUUCUCCAACCACCAAGGUAAAUGAAAUAAACAAAGCAAAACAAAGCACUGCCCCCUGAACCCACCCUCCCCCACCUGCCGCCCCUCCUCUUACUGUGCCUUGACCGAACACUCCUCCCCUCUCCUCUCCUCCGCCAUCACCACCUCCCCCCUGCCCUCCGUAGCUCUUCCUCUCCUGCAAUGGCAGCGCCACACCUACAGCCUUGGGCUUCCCGUCAGUGGGGGUGGGGGGUGGGAUGUCUUGGGGAGGAGGGGGGUAGCAACAGCCCUUCCACCAGCCCCAAGUGAUCUAACUUGUCCUGUCUCGCAUCAGCACAAGAUCCAACUGACUGUGCCCUUUCUGUCUCACUGUACCGCUGGUGUGUGUGUGUGUGUGUGUGUGUGUGAGUGUGAGUGUGUAAGAAUGUAUAGGGAGAAGAGAGGGAUUGAGGGUGUGUGUCAGAGAGUAUGGAUGUCUGAGAAUGUGUGUUUUUGUCUGGCAUUUCAUUAACUGGUGUGUUGAGGCUUGGCACAUGCGGACUCCCCUUCCCCUACCCGCUAGUCAACUCCUCUCCACCGCCGUAUUCGCCGCCCUCCCCCUCCCUCUCUUCUUCCCCCCUUCUCUCCCCCAUCUCCAAUUCUCUCCCCCAUCUCCAAACCCUCCUCUCUUUCCUCAACUCCUUUCCCUCCCCCUCCCCUCCCCUCCCCUUCCCUCUGCGCCUCUCCUUUCCGCCGUUCACACAGCGCUUCCGCCGCCACCGCCGUCGCCAUCUUGGAUCUGGGUUCGUGGCUCUGGCUCAGGCUCAACUUCCCAGAACCACCCACCUGACCCAUGUGCCCUUGUAACCAUAGAGACCCCCCGGGCGUGACAAUGGACAGUGAAUGUGUGGUGGCUCACCGCCGGACACAAUAACAUUACACAGAGACUUCGGUGUUGGGACGAGUCGCUUUGCUAAACUGUGAAUGCUGGGUUUGUUCUACAUGGCUGUGACAGGGAUCUCAACCUUGCUCUUAGUCUCACUCCUGUUUUUCUACACGUCUAUGUAAACCAACCUCACACCAUCGAGGUGAGCUAGUGUACUGACCUCUGAGUCCCUCACAGCCUGUGCGCCUAUCAGAAACAUCCUAUAAGAUAGGCCUGGGUAUGAGGCCAGUCUGACCUGCAGAUUCUCACCAAUCUCAGGGUUCCUAUAGGACUUUUCUGCUAUGGCAGCUCUAUUUCUCACAUACUCAGAUCAGCUGGACUGGCUGGGCUAUGCAGUCUGACUGACAUGUAUGUGUGUUAUCUGUUAAGAAUGUCCUUGUGCUAAGAUGGCUUAAUGCGCACACUCACAAAAUGCACACACGAGCUCGCACAGAGUCGACUGAGUUGUCCGGCAUUUGCUCUGACAGCUGCGAGACACGCCGUGGAGUCAAGACAGAAAGAGGGUGUGGCCUUCUGUCUGCAUAAACAAAGGAAGGGAUGAAGAAGGAGGGAAGGAUGAAUGGAUAGAUGAAUUGAUUGUAAGGUGAGUUGGUAGUGUAAGGAACCUCUGUCCAAUGCUGCUCCCUAACCUCACUAUCCUGAUCUUGGAGGGCCAUUGUGGUGGCAUCUUAUUUUUCUGAGGUGGAGAACGGGCUUGAAAGGGCUGCCAUAACAGAUAUAUUGUCCAGUAUCUUAGUGUAAAUACAGCACAUUGUGCGGUCUGCUAAUGCAGCAGUGACGCUUAAGUGUCAUCUUCCUGGACACACUCCAUGUCUGUAGAAUUUCACCAAAAUUGAUGUUUAGGUUUUCUUCCAAACAUUUCAAAACUUUUUCUGUGGUUCACCAAAUUGCACUGCGAGAAGUGGCAAGCAAAUAAAAGCCAAUAGCUGUAUAAUUUCCUUUCAAAGGAUGCACCUGUAGUAUGAGUAUAAAUAGGGCCGACUCCCUUCCCGGCCUCCAUGAUCAGGGUGUGGUGCUCCAGUUCUUCCCUUGACACCCCUCUUCUCCCCAGCUCCUCACUCAAAGGCUUCAGGUGCUUUUGAACCCAGACCUCCUAUGCCUGGUUGAAUGUAGCCAUGCAUUUCUAAACCCCUGCUCUACAUUCACUGUCACACUCAUACUGACAGCCGAGUUCGCUGCAGCCUCCUCCUCCCCUCCUCCUCCUCCUCCUCCCUCCCUCCUUACCACCCACUCUCUCCUGCCUUCUGUGUUUUGGACAGCUGAUGAUGUGCCGGCUGUGAUCCAGAUGCUCAGGCUCUAUAAGUAUGCAUCUAUGCAUUGUGUUAUCUUGAGAGAUCCUGCAGGUUACAUCUGUUAUCAUGCUGUAGGUACUUCGUAAAAUGUGCAGGCAUGUGCAUCUGGAGCACAACCCACUGCUAGUUUGAGCACAACCCAUAGACCAUAUUGCCUUUGAGUUUGCAAAUGGAGAUUAGGUAGGUUUUACACAUACAAACAUGACUCAAUUACAGAUAUCAGAGAUAUCAAGUCCUACUUUCGUCAGACAUGCUACAACAGGUAGAGUUUCAGUGGUCAACUAAGCCAUUACCUCAUUAACAUGAUUAGUAGCCAUCAGGUCAGUCUUUUAGCAAUAGUCCCUUUUAUUAAUAAGGCUUUACUAACAUCUGCUGUGGAGCAAUGCAUUAUGGGAUCUCACUGACUGCUGCACCUUAUAGUUGCAUGAUGUUUACAGUCGUCAUUCCUCUCGUUCAUUCAAUUCCCUGAGCUCAGUAGUAGCACAGUAAUGUAUCGGAUGGUAACUACACAUAGUUACACAGUAGCUAAGCUUCUCCAAGUAGGUUAAUGGACCAAGCCAAGUGUAGUUACAUUUAAAUGCCAAGUAAUUAUGAUAUAACUCAUUCUGGUUUCCAAAGACACCUCGAUGUGCUGUGCUUCAAGGGUAACUGAAUGUCAGUGUGUUACUUACAGAGGCCAGAAAUCUGGAUCUGAUCAUUUCAAGGACAUUUGUUUCAGCACAAGAUGGGAGGCGCUUUUAAUUUGACAAAUAUUAGAUGAAAUGUUUGAUAUAGUUGACAAUGUUUACUGUGAAUGACCAAUCCUGAUAUAACCCAAAAUAAUAUUGUAGGCUUGUGUAUGCAUAUAUGCCUUUCCUUGCAUUUCUCCAAUAUCCUGACACAUUGUUCAGUCUGCAUGGAAGUUACAAAUAAAGUAGUUUUUUUCAAUGAAAAA